AUGACGCAGCCUUUCCCGAUCUCCUCGACCGCUUCUUGUGCCCACGUGUGCGUGUGCUCGUCCGUUGGUGUGCCUCUCUGCCUUCCAUUCGGCCCGGUCGGGACAGCUAGUCCUCCACGCGGCCUAGCAGACCGACUGCCAGACCGUCGACGCGACGACCUUUUGUCGCACGCCCACCCCUACAGCCUCCUGCCUCCUGCCUACUCCGCUCUUCCACCUCGACACUCACCUCCUCUUUCUCUCUCCCUCGCUGCCUUACUUGCUUCCUUCAUUCCUCCUUCACUCAUUCUCCCUACCCCUCGCCCUCCCCUCCCCUCCCCUCCCUCGGCAUCUGAUAGUGAUUGA
Molecule: messenger RNA, 345 nt
Organism: Protopolystoma xenopodis
Lineage: Eukaryota; Metazoa; Platyhelminthes; Monogenea; Polystomatidea; Polystomatidae
Source: the annotation of a GenBank genome assembly